This is a messenger RNA of Mollisia scopiformis, 1368 nucleotides long. RefSeq lists its product as uncharacterized. The record is from RefSeq and is a predicted model, not a curated record. NCBI's taxonomy places the organism in Eukaryota, Fungi, Ascomycota, Leotiomycetes, Helotiales, Mollisiaceae. The transcript has 6 exons. The coding region runs from base 1 to 1368 and encodes 455 amino acids.
AUGUCGACCGAUGGCGAGUUCGAAAAGGUCGAGGCGGAUUGGCUGAGAUACCCCGCGAGCCUGAAAGACUUCGACUCGAUUGCAGUCGACAGUUCAGCGUGUAUGGAACAAAUCGAUCGAUUAUCCGACGUAUUGUUUUCGAAAGGGACAAAGGUGGAAGUUCUCGAGUCCUCGAUAUCUUCAGGAUUCCUGAGCAGGAAUUCAAUAUGGCAAGCGAAUUCUUUAUCUCCUCUAAGAAUAUCGAAGUCGUCGCUGCUGAAAAUCCUCACUCGAUACGAGAUAAAUCCACAGCUUCUCGACGUUGUUUGUGCUUUCGGAGAUAAGCAAAUUUCGUCCGAUGAGGUCUCGGAAGUUGGACUCUACAAUACUUUCGAUGGAAUGUCAUAUGAAACUUCUUACCAGCUCCGGUAUGUUGAGCGAAAUGAAAGAGCACAUGGAGACCCUUGGUCUGUACGACAGACUGGUGUAUAUCACAAAAUAUCAGGUGUUGGAACGACUGGUCUGACGAAUAUGUGGAUGUUAUUACAUCCGAUGCCGAAUUCCAAGGCAUAUAGAAGAUUGCAAGAGAGUACGUCAGAAGAUGACGCCGGUGAAGCAGUAGAUGCGGACCCUUUGCGACUGCAUCUCCUGGUUUUCUCUUCCUAUAUUGAUAACUGGCGAUUAUACUUGCACGAUAUGACAAGACAGUUUCUAGAGCUAGAAGACAAUUUGAUGACUAGCGAGCUCCGGGACCGCAGUGAAUACACCAUGCUCAAUUUCGAGACACUACAACAACUUCGACAUUUAGCAGGCAAAUUAAUUCCUAUCCCAACGAUACUCCAAGCUUCAAUCAAGACGUUGAGAUCAAUUGCGGAGAUGAGCAGCACGCUUGAUCUAGGAUUCCAAACAAGUCCUUCCUCGAACAUUAUGUUGAGAAAGUCCAAGUCGUCAUACCACCUCAGAGCAUUUCAGAAUCGGCUUGAGAGCUAUUUAGAAAGCUGUUACGUCCUUCAAUCACGAAUCGAAAAUAUGACGAAGUUUCUAGCAGAUGGCUUGAAUUUGCAGAACCAAGAAAUAUCGGCAGAGUCUAACGGCCAUCUGGUGACCUUAACCAAAGAUACAGUCGAUGACAGUGCUACCGUCCGUGCCAUCACGUUCGUGACAUUGAUAUACUUGCCCGCAACGUUCAUUUCUGGCCUUCUUGGCUCCAAUCUCUUUGCUUUCGAAUCUGGUACCUCGGAUUUCGUUAUCUCACAUCAGUUCUGGUUGUACUUUGCUCUUACAAUACCCCUGACCAUCUUGACUGUUGGAUACUGGAAGUAUAGAACAUGGAAACAGGCAAAGAAGAGAGCAGAGGAUGCUGCAUUGCAACACUUGAACUUCGUGUAA